UGGGGGGGUGGGGUUGAGAUGAGCGUACUACUCCCCAAUAUGGCGGACUUCGACACUAUCUAUGAGCUGGAGGAGGAGGAAGAGGAGGAGGAGGAGUCCGAGCCUGUGGUGCGGAGCCAGGAGCUGCCCCGGCCCCGCGAUGCGCCGGAUCCCGUAGCGGUACGGGGCGCCGGGCACAUCACUGUGUUUGGCUUGAGCAACAAGUUUGAUACAGAAUUUCCUUCUGUUCUGACAGGGAAGGUUGCGCCAGAAGAAUUCAAGACCAGCAUCAGUCGUGUGAAUGCCUGUUUAAGAAAGAACCUCCCUGUCAACGUAAAAUGGCUGCUUUGUGGCUGUCUGUGCUGCUGCUGCACACUGGGCUGUAGCCUGUGGCCUGUAGUCUGUCUUAACAAAAGAACUAGAAGAUCAAUUCAGAAGUUAUUAGAAUGGGAAAAUAACAGACUAUAUCAUAAGCUUGGUUUGCACUGGAAGCUGAGUAAAAGGAAAUGCGAAACUAGCAAUAUGAUGGAAUAUGUAAUAUUAAUAGAAUUCUUACCAAAAUAUCCCAUAUUUCGACCUGACUGAGGAACAGCAUUUGGUCUUUCAUGUUACCUGUCAUUUUCUACCCUUAGUGCCUUGUAGAUGAUUUUGGAAAGAAGAUGGUCUACUUUGCUGUGACUUUAAAAUGUUCUUCAGUCGAAUAUCUUCCUCGCUAUGUUACUUUCUUUUGUUAAGAAGAGAACAAUUUGCACAUUUUUUUAUGUUAAAUGAGGCUUCUAUGUUGCACUCUGAAUUUUUAACAUUAACAAUAACUGAUAUAGUUGCCACUAGGGAUCUGACAUCAGUGCUGCUUAAACUUGUUCUGAGCAUGCUGCCUUAUUAAUUUCUAUAUUUGCUGUCCUCAAACAUGCAUCCUAAUGCUGUGUCAUGCUAUAUUUCAUUCUAAAUGUCGCAAACCUAUAAACCCUCCGUAGAAAUGUCCAGGUAAGCGUCUUGUAGUAAUGAUUUUAGUAUAACUUGCUUGCAUAGGACUUGCAAUCAAUAGCACUGGUUUUGUCCUGCACUUUGCAAAAUCAUCAUUUACAUUAGGGGGUUAUUUUGCCCACUAUGGAUUUGUAAAUAUUGACUCUUUGCAUAAUGUAAAGUGUGGUAUGCCAAGGUUUACAGAAUGUAAUAUAGCUCUUAUUCUAUUGCCAACAGUCCAGCAUCAUUUUCUUCAUGACAUUUGCUAGUGUCCCUCUGAUUGUAUAGACCCAUUCACAUCCUGUUUUUAUGGUAAAGCCAUAAUGAGUUUGUACAUACUAUCAGAUGUAUAGGGCUCAGUUGCACUUUGUUUAGUAAAUGGAUGAAAAAUACAUUUCUGUCUUUUUAAAAAACAAACAAACAAAAAAUUUCAGAUGGUGUUUGUAGCACCUGAAAUAGGAAGCUUAAAUACUGUUCACCUUUGAAAAAGUUGCAUUUGAGGGGCAGGUGGUGGCUGCUAUUAGCAAAAUAUCCUAAAGCCUCUUUUUAAGUUAAGAAUAUAUGAAUGUCAAGUUUUGUUUUUAAGUAAGGAAAAGUAUGUUCCAUAAUUGGAGACCUUCAUUACUAAGGAGAAAAAUUUGGAAAGGCCAAAUCAAAGCUGAAGUAACGCUUCUGUUCUUUCUGUAUUGUGAGAGUACUUCAGCAUUUUAACAGUUAAGUGACAUGGCAUCCUUUCCAGUGGAAAUAAAUUUUAUCUAAACCAGAGUAGUGUUUCAAAAUAUGCUGAUGGGAGGAAGUGGAUCAGUUGAAAGGGUUCAUGCAUAUGUUUUGGCAUUUGGGCACAGUCUGAAGAGCCACAGAUGCCUUGUGGAAUUCAGGAGUAUUUUUGGAUUCUUCCCUGCUUGCCUGAUUUCAGGAAGGGAAGUGAUUGUAGAAAAGCUUCCUCUAAUGGCUGGCCUAAGCAGGACCACUUGAUAGUAGUGAGCAAAUGAAAAUGGAUGCAGGUUCCCUCCCUUUCCUGACUAGAAAUAAGAAAUUGGAGAAAAAACAGCAGAUGACCGAGUCUUUGCAAGUUGUGAUGAGUAUCAUUGUGAGUGUCCAGGCAUUUCUUUGCAUCAACUUGACUCCUUGUGACAUCAUCCCGAGUCACUUUUCAGUUUCAGGGUGACUUGGGAUUUCCUCUGAAUGUAUUUGCAUCUUUUCAGUAUGCAGUAUUGUAUUAAAAUAUAGUAUUUGUAAAACCAUUGCAUUCUAAUAACUGUAGUAGGUCAGAUUUCUUGUACACAGUGUUUACAGAAGGCCAGUUUUAUGCAAGUUGUUCCUUUGAAUCAAAUUCCAUGCUACUCUUACUGUACAGCUGAGGAGUCAACCUCCAGCGCUUGCAGUAGUUUCCAAUCACAGACUGAUGCUUCAGACUCUGAAAUCUGUAUACUUAGUGCGGAGGUUUCCUUUGACUGAUAGAUUGGUGACAACUAACUGUGUAAUUGCAUAUGUAAUAUAAUGAAUAAAAAGCUAUUGUGUUGUUUGAAUUUAACAUUAGCUAUACCUUGCAACUCAGAUUUCUAUUACAAAGCCAAGCAAAGUGUUCUUUACAAUUUAUUUUUUUAGGAUGAGUGUUAACUGGAAGCAGAGAAAAUACUUAAUGGCAGAAAAAUGCAGUGUAAACCAAAACUGAAAUAACGCACACAAUUCUAUGUAUUUCUCUUACAAAUAAGUUUCUGGAGUGAAUGAAGGGAGCUUAGCUUAAUUAACAGAACAAUGGAAGUCUCCUACUGUUACACCAGAACUUUGUUCGUAAUUUUCUUUUUUUGUGUAAGAAACUCAAGAAAUCUCAGCACGUUCUUAUUUUCUUCUUUAUGUGACUGUAUUUUCAAAAUGUUCUUUUCUGACUGAGAGAACAGGCAAGCUGAAUGACAGUUCUAGUCACUGCCAGCAGUGAAUGCUGAGCAGUCUUCAGUCUUGCUGGUAAAAGAAAUCCUCCUCGGUCUGUGCUGACUUGAUGGCAUUCAGUUCAAAAUUUCUCAACUUGAUCUGUCUUGUUUCUGUGAAGUGCUGUGCCAAGCUGAGAGAAUACCCGGAGCUAGAGGAGCCCCUGGGGCUGCUCCCUGGCCACCCUGUGCUGCGCUAUGACCAGAGAUCCAAGGCAGAACAAGGUCCCAGCUUUGCCUUCCCGCCUUCGUCCCCUUCCCGUGGGCCUGGCCACGUCCAGUGCCGCAGGCUGCUCUGCCCGCAGCCGCUUGUCUGCCCCUGGGUCUUUCCCAGGCACCACCAGGCACUUAAGCACAGAAUAUUAGUUUUUAAAGUUUACAUUUUAAGUUUGUAAAUUCUGUACAUUUUACUUUGUCCUUAAUUGUUAACUGUAUAGUGUUCAAACCAUGAAAGGGUCUCUCUGUGUGCUUUAACAGACAUUUAAAUAUGUGGCCAUGAAGCAGCUAGUAAAGAGAGCCAAAACUGCCAUUUACAGGAAGCUCCGUGUUUUAAUAAGUAGAUAAAUUUGCAUUAAAAUGCAAAACCAGAACACAGUAUUAUGUUUGCAUCUGAAAGACACAGGUUCCAUAGCUCAUAUAAAGAUUAAGGCAGCUGUAAGUACUGCUGCGAGCUCGUGCACUCCUACCUACAGGUUCUUUUUGGCCUGGGCUGUCCUCUGCUUUAAUAUAAAAACAUUCAGCAGGUAAUUACGUCUCACAAGGCUGAAAAUCUCAUUUUUGACAAUAAGAAGUCAGCAUGAAUUGGUAAACCAAUUUAUGGAGGAUACUUCUUAAUUAGAGAAAUAAUUUGUAGCAAUGUAACGGAGAAAUGUUAGCAAAGUGUAGUGGAAGUGGUGAAGAAAGUGCCUUGACUGGUUCCAACAAGAGAAAACAUUGUGCAGAGAGUAAGGAGAAGAGGGCAUUAGUAACUAUCAGUAGCGUGAGUUUGCAGCAGAUUUUAAAAAGCAGUUACUGCCUAUCAAAUCAGCGUUUAAUUUUUCAUAUAAACAUGUUGACACUAAUUUUCUGUUCUAGUUUUUAUCUAGGAGAUAUUUGGGUUUGUAUCUAGUAAGUUUUGUAUCUAAUGAGUAUUGAAGUAUUAAAGAAUGCUGGCAGAGCAUCAAAGCUCUGAACUACCGGUUCCCCACCUGCAUCUGUGAAGUUGUUUUACCAUAGGAGGGGAAAAAAAAAGUGUUCCAAGACAUGCACAGACAAGUCUAGGAAGUGUGGAUUCUGUUGUAGAUGUGUGACUUUAAAACAGAAAGCAUUUUUGCUAAAUCUGGUGUGGUCUUGAUAAAUAAAAAAAAAAAGUUCCUAUGCUUUUCCUUGAUAGGUACAAAACUCCAUAUGCAAAAACAUAAGUAUGUUCAUUAUUGUCCCACUAUGACAGUUUACUUCAUUUACUUGUCAACACACUACCAUUGGAGCAAUAAAAAUGUCAAACUAUUAAUAUUCAAUGUAAAUAAUUUAUCAUUUUAGUAAGUAAUGUUAUGUGAUUCUUCUGCCAUUUGUUUUCUUUUUGUUUUCUGCUUUUGAUGUUCUUAUGGUGUUGUUACUUGUACUGUUUAAGAAAAGUGGUUUUGUUUAAGCUGUAUGAAACUUUGUUCUUAACAGUUUUAUUCUGUUUACAAGUGAACAGCCACUUUUUUUAACAGGACUUCACAUCUUGAGAGUUUUGGGGGUUUUUUAAAUUAAAAUAAAAUUCUAACUGAGCUUGCUUUCUACUAUUUACUGCACUGGCUUGUGCCAUUAAAAGAAGCUGCAAGUCAGACAUGCUUAAUCACUUUGAGACAUUUUUCUUUAAUUAAAUUUAAAGAUGAAAA
Tyto alba (common barn owl) is the source of this 4732-nucleotide messenger RNA. It is a transcript of the gene CHIC1, whose product is annotated as cysteine rich hydrophobic domain 1. The record is from RefSeq and is a predicted model, not a curated record. The transcript is spliced from 6 exons. The coding region runs from base 19 to 564 and encodes 181 amino acids. NCBI's taxonomy places the organism in Eukaryota, Metazoa, Chordata, Aves, Strigiformes, Tytonidae.